AGUGUUGACAGAAGAGCAGCAUGAGACUCCUCUCUGCUCGGAUCGUGCAAGCAUGGGGAUAUCUGGAGGACUGACAGCUCACUCAGAGAAAAGAAACAUGUGGAGGACCCUAACGCUGUCAAUGAUUGUUGCACUGGCAUUAGGCACAGAGGUGUCCCAGUCUGAAGAUGUGGGGUCCAUGGUGGCUGUCGUGAAGUCGGCGGAGGAGCAGCAGGAGAAUUUCGGCAACAUGUCCACCGUACUGGGAAGUUCCCGACACCAGAUCCUGGCUGCUCAGUUUGAGUGCUACCUGAAGAUAAUCCAUGAUCCUCCACGCACAGAGGAAGGUUCUUACUGUAACCGUACGUGGGACGGCUGGCUGUGCUGGGGGGACACGGCUCCAGGGACCGUCAUGCAGAUGUGUCCUGAAUACUUUUUUGACUUUGACCCUGCUGAAAAGGUUACCAAAGUGUGUAAUCCUGAUGGCCAGUGGUUCCACCACCCAGAGAGCAACAGAGUCUGGACAAACUACACCCAGUGUCAGACCUACACCAAAGACAAACGCAAGUUUGCCAUCAGUCUCUACUACCUGGCUAUGGUGGGUCAUGGCCUGUCCAUUGUGUCCCUGAUCAUCUGUCUGAUCAUCUUCUCCUACUUCAAGAGUCUCAGCUGCCAGAGAAUCUCCCUCCACAAGAACAUGUUUCUGUCCUUCAUCCUGAACUCCAUUGUUACUAUAAUGUGGCUCUCACUCACUGUGGCAGAUAACCAAGCCAUAAAUGCCAGUAACCCUGUGAGCUGUAAGGUCCUGGCUGUGCUGACUCAAUAUACGUCCACUUCCAACUACUUCUGGAUGCUGUGCGAAGGCAUCUACCUCCACACCCUCAUCAUCGUGGCCGUGUUUGUCGGGGAACAGCAGCUCUUCUGGUAUUAUGUCCUGGGAUGGGGGUUUCCCAUUGUUCCUGCCAUCACGUACGCUGUGGCUCGUGGCCUCUACUUUAACGACAAGUGUUGGAUCAGUUCACAGACACACCUGCACUAUAUCAUUCAUGGGCCCAUUCAAGCUGCACUGCUGGUGAACUUCUUCUUCCUCCUGAACAUCGUGCGGGUCCUGAUCACCAAGCUGAAAGACACCCACUGCGCUGAGUCCACAGCCUACAUGAAGGCGGUGAGAGCCACCCUCAUCCUCAUCCCUCUGCUGGGAGUCCAGUUCAUCCUUUUCCCCUGGAGGCCCGAGGGACGCAUCAGCCGGGCCAUCUAUGAUUUCUUUGGAAAUAUAUUCUGCCACUUUCAGGGACUCCUGGUGGCCAUUAUAUUUUGUUUCUGCAAUGCUGAGGCCCAAACAGCGCUGCAGAGGAAGUGGGCUCAGUGGAAGUCUGCCUGGGGUAAAGCCGGCUGGGGAGAAACCCCCAUGACCAACAACCACUUUAACUACCACAGCUCCUCCAUUACCGAAACCAGCCGUGCCACCAUCAGUUUAGAGCAGCCCGCUGCUGCGCCUUCUGGACAAAACGAAAACAGCAACUUCCUGUCCAAGGUGCAGCAGAACGCCAACGGGCAGCAGAACAGCAAGACGUGCAGCAACGGGGAGGCGGACGUUAUCAACAAGCUGGAGACCACCAACAUCUGACCAGAGAGAGCGCAGAGGGGACGGUUGUGGUACCAAAGACACACACUCACUUAUACUGUAUGAAGAAUGCAGAUACUCAAACAACUGAGAGAUCGCAGGUGAAUUUUCAAAAUAAAGGUUACCUGCAGUGUAUGCACUGUAUGUACAAAAUGAGUGAAAAGCACUUGAAAUGCAUGUGAUGUUCACACACACACACAUUUAUAUUAUUGUGUCAUCCUGUAAUCCUAGUAAUGUUUUUUUUUGUGUACACGUGUUCUGUUGGUGGGAUGAAGUCCAUUUAUGUAUUUAAGUAUUUUUUCUAGUUUUUAUAAUGUUGCUAAAAAGGGUGCAAAUCCCAAACCUGCCGUUUUGAAAUCACAGAUGCAGAGCUGUGUUUGUGUGAUGCGUCGCCUUAUGGAGCCUCUGAUUGCUUCGCACCACGGUGACCAAUGAAUGUCAUAGCCCACUGAUGUGAUCUACAUGCUCCUUUAAAUGCUGUUAUCUAAAACAGAUCAUCUGAGCGUCACUGGCCUGCGGAAAGGCAGCCUUUGAUUUAAGCUGUCUGAAAAAACAAGAUAAAACAACAAUCGCGGUUGAGAUUUCCUGAUGGCAUCUAACAAAAAUAAUAUUUGCUCUCAGUCAGAGGAAGUGUAUUGUGGCCAGAGAAGUUUUGAACAAGCACAUUUCUGGACUAAUUUGCAACUUAAUGUUUGAUCAAAACUGAGUAAAGACCUGAAUCUGACUUUUGACAUCUGUUUUACCAUAUAGAAAUGUAGAAUACUAUAUAGAAAUGUAAAAUUACUGGUAAAACAGGGUACUGAACCAGUGAACUGAAACCCAAAGUGUACUAAGUGCACUAGGGUUUGAUAAUGUGUGGGCUCUUGUUUAGAAGUCUUGUCUGUCACAGAAAGAUAAAGUAAGACAGCUGUAUCACGUUAAAGCAAGCUGGGGAAAUAGACCCAACUAGCUUUAGCUGAAGCUAAACCUGUGCCUAUUUAGGUCUACUGAUUUACCCAGCUGUUAUCUGUAAUUGAAAAAUACCAAUUUUGCUGACAUCUGGUAAUUCAGUUUAUGAUUCCUUAUAACUAAACGAGACAGUAAUGAUGAAGAAAAAAAUUAACCCAGCUGAAGUCCGAGUAAAACAGAUUGGCCACUGAUGGAUUGUAAAUAAUUCAAAUGAAGCUUAUUCCUUAAACCGAGUAGUGGACAAAAUGGGCGAGGAAGCUGAGGAGAAAGAAAGCAUUUGUUGGUAGCUCAUUUCCCCCUGCACUGGCUGAAGAUCAUCCAAAAGCGGGAAGACAUUGCAACCUGUCUAUCUGCCAGCCAACCUGAAAGCUUGUAAACAUCACUGUCUGUGCAGCUUCUGCAGUUGUAUGUUGAAAACGCAAGUUUUACUUCAAGUUUUGGUUGGUAAAACUAGUUAGACACUGGACACAGAACUGAAGAAACACUUAAUCCCCUCAUUAUUGCUGUUAGGUUAGUCUGUUAAAGCUAGCUGCUUGCACAAACCUUCAGUUUGCCACAGUGAUUGUCUACUUUCAUGCCAGAGAAAUGAUCUUGUGUGAAUGUAGAAUGUGUUACGUUGAAAGAGCUUCUGACUUUCAUGGUUCAUACUGUAAGUUGAGUGGGAUAAAACUGUGGCAAUCCGUGAAAUUUCUCCAUCGUACAACAUGCUGGCUACACAACAGCUGAACGUGUGUGUGGAGUGGAGCUAAAUAGGAGCCUCAUCUGAUCCGAGCUGAUUUACUUCCUGGAACGAGAUUAUGUGCUGAACAUUAUGAGUUACAACUCCGAUAAUUCAUACUGGGAGUGCAGAGUUGAGUACCGGGGAAUUACUGGUGCAGAGAUAAUGCAACUGUGGGGCGCUGCAAUAAGUUCGCCCCCCCCCCGGCUGAAUCUAAGCCAUUCUCUUCACUCACUCCAUUAAAAACGGCGAUUGGGCCAACAAACAGCACACGUUCGGCAAUACAUGUAAAAACAUGACGUUGUAGGUGUGCUGCAUGUAAGGAGUGUGUGCACACGUGCUUUUCACAGAUAGCCCUCCCAACUUGGUCACAAUUGGUGGGAAAAAUGACGCGUCUUUAAUUUCCUACAAUCUUCUUCAUUCUUCUAUGAGGACACACAUUUUUAUUGUAAUGAGAUGGGAAAUCUGAUGAAAACAAGGAUGAGGCAGAGCUACACAUUUCGAGUUUUAUUUUGAAAUGUUGGUGUCAAAUAAAGCUUUUGCAGACGGAGCUUCACUGUGCCAAGUUAGUGCAUAAAUUGUUAGAAAUAAGUGUUUUUUCUAUCUUUUAUUAAAACUCCACUUCAGUCGCCAUGGGAAGGAGACAGUUUCAAAGACGGGUCAUGUUUUUAUUAUUAUAGUGUUCCUAUUGCUUUGUAAUAUUCUGUGUUAUUAUUGUUUGGGCUGUUAAAAUAGGCUGUUUCACUACUUGUCAUGGUUUGUAUUAUAGUUAAAAUAUAUUUUUUUCAAACCCACAAAUACAAUUUUCUGCCACUUCACAGAGGUGUAACUGAAUCAUUUCUCCAUUGCACAUGUACCAUGCUGUACGGUGUACACUGCGAGGCUCCAGCUCCAGCAUCUUUUCAGUUUCCAGUGGUGCUGAGCAAGUCUUACGUUUGAAAGUGAGCUAGUAGCAGAUGCGUUUGGUGUUUAAAAUGUACUAGGAAUACAAUUGUUCCAGUGUGGACACAGCAGGGUACACUGAUGCACGGGGAAUAAGACUUAAUUGUGGUGAGAAAGCAGCGGUGAGUUUGGGAUGGCUCAGUUAAAGAGCAGCGGUCCUCAAUUCAUUCUGCACAGGGAUCCCACCCCUCACACUUCUGCCCAAUAGAGCAACAGCUGACAUAUUUGUAAAAUAAUUUGAAAAACAUUCCAAUAGCAUAUCAAAGAAAUGUUCAAUUGAAGCAUACUACUGUGUGUGUGUAUACACACACACACACACCCUGCCAUAUAUACACUGCCAUUUGCGUGUGGAAAUAAAG
Messenger RNA from Chelmon rostratus (copperband butterflyfish), 4570 nucleotides. RefSeq names its product calcitonin receptor-like 2 (gene calcrl2). The transcript is spliced from 13 exons. The record is from RefSeq and is a predicted model, not a curated record. Bases 53 to 1606 code for a protein of 517 amino acids. Gene Ontology annotation, molecular function: adrenomedullin receptor activity; calcitonin gene-related peptide receptor activity; calcitonin receptor activity. Gene Ontology annotation, cellular component: plasma membrane. Gene Ontology annotation, biological process: angiogenesis; adenylate cyclase-activating G protein-coupled receptor signaling pathway; cell surface receptor signaling pathway. NCBI's taxonomy places the organism in Eukaryota, Metazoa, Chordata, Actinopteri, Chaetodontiformes, Chaetodontidae.